Messenger RNA from Pomacea canaliculata, 1032 nucleotides. Its product is annotated as NADH dehydrogenase [ubiquinone] 1 alpha subcomplex assembly factor 3-like. Gene Ontology annotation, cellular component: mitochondrial inner membrane. NCBI's taxonomy places the organism in Eukaryota, Metazoa, Mollusca, Gastropoda, Architaenioglossa, Ampullariidae. The record is from RefSeq and is a predicted model, not a curated record. Gene Ontology annotation, biological process: mitochondrial respiratory chain complex I assembly. The transcript has 5 exons. Bases 140 to 865 code for a protein of 241 amino acids.
CCACUAUUGAACAGAAAGAUAAAAGCACAGAAAAGAUAACUCUGCAGGCGUGCUUAAGCAACAGAAAGAUAACUCUCAGGAUUGACCGAAACCUCGAAAAGUUCGCAGUGAUAUUGAACUAGAACAUUGGGUUUAUAGAAUGGUGUCCGUAACUAGAUUCUGUAGUCUAAUAACAAGAAAUGUUCGCACUGCUUUAAGAGCAAGUGUCAGACACUAUGAUCCUGAAACAGGCGGAGAAGAGUUUAAAGCAACAUCAGUUACAAUGUUAAGCAAAGAAGACGACGAAAAUAUUUAUGUCGAGGCCUACAGCACGUUAGGGUUUAAACUCAGCAGUGGUUUUCGCAUCAUUGGCCCCUGCAUUCUCUUUCCACGUUCAAUUCUGCACUGGGGGAUUGCCGGUGCUCAAGAUAUCAAUGAGAAGUCACUCAGUCUGUUUCCUUUACUGGAACCAAAACUGGACAUCUUGAUCCUGGGAAUAGGUGACUAUGGAACGAAAUAUGACAAGAACAUCAUCAAGUAUUUACGUUCACACAGGAUUAAUGUGGAGAUUCUCCCAACGGACCAGGCAUGCGCAACUUUUAACUUCCUCAACGCCGAGCGACGGGUCGUGGCAGCUGCUCUUGUGCCGCCUAGCUAUAUGCACUUGGAGAAUGACGAGGACCUGAUCGUGCGCGCCCAGCUAGAACAGCAGCAGGAACUUUUCGGGAUAGAACACACGUCGUCCUUCGAGAACGCCCCUGGCGAGUUAGCCCCUCAACUGGAAUACCUCAAAAAGGAGCUUCUUCCGAAACUGGGCUUUCCACUAAAUGAAAAUCAGUCGGAAAAGAAAAACCUCGAUCAAGAAAAUUCAAAGGAAAAGAGAUGAUGGACAAUACUAGCAAGUUCUUUGGUUUGACUGUCAUGUACCUAGAGGCUGAGUGACUUCAUAGUGUUGCUUGGGGGAGGGAAGGGGUAUCGGUAUCGGAUGGAGAAAUAUUGGAUGCUGCUGUAACAUUAUUUAGACGUUGGAAAAUAUAAAAAAUAUAAUUAUUA